Molecule: messenger RNA, 857 nt
Organism: Mytilus trossulus (common blue mussel)
Lineage: Eukaryota; Metazoa; Mollusca; Bivalvia; Mytilida; Mytilidae
Exons: 4
Coding region: 1-762 (253 amino acids)
Source: RefSeq, a predicted model, not a curated record
AUGUGGUCCGCUGCUGCACAACUACCACCCGAAGAAGAAGUUAGACUUUUCAAUAUCAGACAAAAUGCUGUCAAACGAUUUAGAGCCAUAGCUAUAGUGAUGGUGGUUGCUUCUGUUCUGUCUAUUGGAAGCGGUAUUGUACUUUUGAUAGCAGCUGCAGGUGGAGGAUGGCCAUUGGUAUCUGGAAGUCCAAUUUUCUCAGGCCUGGUGGUGCUAGCAGGUGCUAUCUGUGGCCUAGUGUUGGGUUGUACGAAGUCCGAAUGGACUACUGAAGAGGAACGAUCUAAACAGAGAUGUCUGGUUGUUGCAUUCUAUGCACUUGCCGUCAGUUCGUUUUCUCUCUGUGGAAUAAGCAUAGGUUAUACAAUAGCAGGGUUGGUCGCAUGCAGUGGAGUGGACAUGCAAACCUGCGGACAUCAUCACAGGGCUGAAAACUACGCUAAUGCAAUCGGAAUAUUCUUUGGUGUGUUUCUACUUGUGACAUCCAUUAUUGUUUGCGUUAUGUUUUGUUACUACAAAAAAGCAUUCAAGUUUUUUUUUUCGGCCAGUGACCGCCUAGAACAAAUGCAAUAUCUUAUAAGUCAACAACAGCAGCACAUAACAUCUCUCAGCCAUUCUGUAGGUCAAAAUUCGCAGAUUGGACAGACCCCACCUACUGGAUACGGUACAUAUACACCACCUGCUGGCCAGACCCCUGUCGGAUAUGGAACAUAUUCACCUACUGCUCCUCCGCCACCGUAUACUGAAAAACAAACUUUCUAAUGAAGUAGUAUUAAACAGCAUUUUCGGGUUUUAAUUCAGAUAUUCUCUAAAGAAUUCAUCUAUUUGUAAGGGUUGUUUGUAUUUAACUAAUACAA